AUGUGCACUCCAGAAGAAUUGUGUAAAAUAAUUUGUGACUCCCAAAGCAGUUCUUGUUCUCUUGAUCUGGUCAAAAUUUUGUCAAUCUGUAUUGGCAAUGACAUCAUUGAAUUUUCCACAUCUGUCCGUAGCCAGUUUUGUCAUAAUUUACUGGAACUAACAGAUAUAUAUUUAAACAAAAGAGGGUGCAUCGAUGGUAUCACAAUUGAGAAUGGAAAAAUAAGUUGGAUGCAAACUGCUAAAAGCACAAUUUUCAGUGGGCGGUUGGAAGUUCCUAAUGAUGAUGUUAAAAGCCAUGACUAUACUAAUACAAAUGACAGCGAGUAUGAAAGUACUCUUGAUGAUGACAAAUUUUCAACCGAAAGUAUCAAAAACGUUCACGUUAUUAAACAAUCUCCACAUCUUCUUGGUUUCACCUAUCUUCGUGACCGUCUGAUAUGGAUUGAUCAGAAUCGUCUGCACGUUGCCUCUGAAGAUUCCACAUCUGAUGAUUUCGUCAAAACCAUUCUAAUAAAUGAUAACGUUAAAUACGUUUCUAUGGUAACAGCUGAUAAAGACAUUUAUAAGAAAAGUAAAAUGAUAUUAACUUUUUAA
Helobdella robusta is the source of this 594-nucleotide messenger RNA. RefSeq lists its product as hypothetical. Bases 1 to 594 code for a protein of 197 amino acids. The transcript is spliced from 3 exons. NCBI's taxonomy places the organism in Eukaryota, Metazoa, Annelida, Clitellata, Rhynchobdellida, Glossiphoniidae. The record is from RefSeq and is a predicted model, not a curated record.